This is a messenger RNA of Phragmites australis (common reed), 1896 nucleotides long. RefSeq names its product AP-1 complex subunit mu-2. The record is from RefSeq and is a predicted model, not a curated record. Bases 289 to 1578 code for a protein of 429 amino acids. The transcript is spliced from 11 exons. Gene Ontology annotation, biological process: vesicle-mediated transport; intracellular protein transport. NCBI's taxonomy places the organism in Eukaryota, Viridiplantae, Streptophyta, Magnoliopsida, Poales, Poaceae. Gene Ontology annotation, cellular component: clathrin adaptor complex; cytoplasmic vesicle.
CCUGGUCCCACCUCUCAGUGGGACGGAGGAAAACCACCGGGAUCCUCCCCCCUCCUCACCCCCUCCACUUCCGGUUUCCCGAUCCCUGCGUGACUGGCUGACUGCGUCCCUGCUCCGAUCCACCCCAUCACCGCACCGCCGCGAGCACGGCGGGCGCUGGUGCGGCAGGCGAGAUCCGAGAGCACCCCACCCCGGGCUCCCGCAUGGCCGCCGCCGGCCGCAGGUAGAGGCGCAGGCGGGCGGGCAGAUCCAGAUCCGGCAGGUGAGGACGAGAUCGCCCCCACCCCCAUGGCGGGCGCGGUGUCGGCGCUGUUCCUGCUGGACAUCAAGGGCCGCGUUCUCGUCUGGCGCGAUUACCGCGGCGACGUCUCCGCACUCCAGGCCGAGCGCUUCUUCACCAAGCUCCUCGACAAGGAGGGCGACGCGGAGGCGCACUCGCCGGUGGUCCACGACGAUGCUGGCGUCACCUACAUGUUCAUCCAGCACAACAACGUCUUCGUUCUCACCGCCUCCCGCCAGAAUUGCAAUGCGGCCAGCAUACUCCUCUUCCUCCACCGCAUUGUCGAUGUGUUCAAGCACUACUUCGAGGAGUUGGAGGAGGAGUCGCUCAGGGAUAACUUUGUCGUCGUGUAUGAGUUGCUCGAUGAGAUGAUGGAUUUUGGGUACCCGCAAUACACGGAGGCGAAGAUCUUGAGCGAGUUCAUCAAGACAGAUGCAUACAGGAUGGAGGUCUCACAGAGGCCACCAAUGGCUGUUACAAACGCUGUGUCAUGGAGGAGUGAGGGGAUUCGGUACAAGAAGAAUGAGGUCUUCUUGGAUGUAGUGGAGAGUGUUAACAUUCUAGUUAACAGCAAUGGGCAGAUUGUGAGAUCAGAUGUCGUUGGAGCACUUAAGAUGCGAACAUAUUUGAGUGGAAUGCCUGAGUGCAAACUCGGGUUGAAUGAUAGGGUUCUUUUGGAGGCUCAAGGCCGAGCAACUAAAGGAAAAGCAAUAGAUCUUGAUGAUAUCAAAUUUCAUCAGUGUGUACGUUUGGCUAGAUUUGAGAAUGAUAGGACUAUAUCCUUCGUACCUCCUGAUGGAUCAUUUGAUCUAAUGACAUACAGGCUUAGCACUCAGGUGAAACCUCUUAUCUGGGUGGAAGCACAAAUUGAGAAACAUUCUAGAAGCCGUAUAGAACUCAUGGUGAAGGCAAGGAGUCAGUUCAAGGAAAGGAGCACAGCAACAAAUGUUGAAAUUGAAGUGCCUGUUCCUUUAGAUGCCACAAACCCAAAUAUAAGAACUUCAAUGGGUUCUGCUGCAUAUGCACCUGAGAGAGAUGCGAUGGUCUGGAAAGUAAAAUCAUUUCCUGGUGGCAAAGAAUACAUGUGCAGAGCAGAAUUUAGUCUUCCUAGUAUAACAGCGGAAGAAGCGGUCCCUGAAAAGAAGGCGCCAAUACGAGUGAAAUUUGAGAUACCAUAUUUCACUGUAUCGGGCAUUCAGGUUCGGUAUCUGAAGAUAAUUGAAAAGAGUGGUUACCAGGCACUUCCCUGGGUUAGAUACAUCACAAUGGCUGGCGAAUAUGAGCUGAGACUUAUAUGAGUUAUCUCUUUUCUGGCUGCUGGAAGGCAUUGAUGACGCUAUAAAACUCUGAAGAUGCAUAUUUGUGUGAUACGCAGCAAACAGUUGGCAUUGGGAUGGUAGCAUGGAAGUCUUCUCCCGAAAAGCUCUACCAUGCAAGGUUUCUUACCUUACCAUGUUUACUGUAAGUUACCCAUAAAGUACAGUUUUUGAAAAAGAGAGAAAACUUCCACUUUUCAGUUCACUUGUAUCAUUAUUGAUUUAUUUAUGUAGUCACCAAACUUGGUUUUGUUUCUUUUUUUGUACCACAAAAAAAACCUUAAGCUGAUUUGAGAUCAA